AUGGCCAUGUGCACUUUGAUUCUCACCCAGGAGCCCCAAGUCGAGCGAAUGAGUUUGCUCAACGCUGCUUUGUUUGCGAUCUACCUUCUUAGUGCGCUGGGUUGCGAUGCUUCAGCCCUCACGAAUUAUCCGGACCAAGGGAGGAUCUCUCUCCCCAACCUACGCCACUCCAACACUGCUCUCCAGAGAAGAGUGUUAAAGUCCAAGGACGCGGACAACGUCGACACCAAGGGCGACAUCGAGAGGGCUUACAUCCCGGGGUUAUCACCGAUAGCAGGGGCGGUCUCGAAGAUUAGUCCGUCUGCUCAGAAACUCGCUAACAAGUUGUGGCUGCAGUCGAAGACGGACCCAGAGCUGGUUUUCAACGUGUUGCACCUCGGAGAGGCCGCCGCGAAGCUCGACAACAACCCAAGGUUCCUCCUGUGGCUCAAGUACGUCGACAUGUACGCGAAUUUAAAGUUCCGCUCGUUUUCCGACCACCAAAUCGUUGUGUUGCUGCGAAAGUCCCACUCGGACGAGAAGCUGGUGACACUUUCCCAGUCGCUUCGCCGAAUCCCGGCCAGAAAGAACUUGGCUGAGAUGAUGCAGCGUUACCUGAUUGAAGACUCGGCAUCGUCGCGCCCGCUGCUGAUUGCGGCGUGGCGUGAGUCUCUUGAAACACCGGAUGAGGUUUUCAAGAUACUAUAUCCAAAUGGGGCGACACUUCCAGCGGACAAACUGCCAGACAACUCCCAGUUCCUGCAGUGGUUUAAAUACACCGAGACGUACUGGCCAGUUGACACGCGCGACUUGAGCACGUUCAAGUUCUUGGAGCAGAAGUUUGGCGAUUCGGACAUGCACAUCGCGCUACUCUUCCAAGCCGUAAAGCAGCGUCAGGAACUCGAGACCCUUGGAGAUAGCUUGCAGAGUCUCCUGUUCAAUACUUGGGUAGACAAAAAGUUCACGCCUGGGUUUGUCCAGAGUCAGUUGGCGCUGCCGUGGGGGAUUGCGAUUUUCAAGUUAGGCAAGGGUGACGUCUUUUACAGAGCGCUGGAAGAGUACACGAUCCACUAUACAGGAAAACUGGGUGGAAAGGAAGUGCUGAAGACAGUGCGAGGGUUGUUUGCCAACGAUAAGCCUGACGAAGCUCUUGCAAUUGCUACAAACCUUGCACGGAACCAAUAA
Molecule: messenger RNA, 1164 nt
Organism: Phytophthora sojae
Lineage: Eukaryota; Oomycota; Peronosporomycetes; Peronosporales; Peronosporaceae
Exons: 1
Coding region: 1-1164 (387 amino acids)
Source: RefSeq, a predicted model, not a curated record